Messenger RNA from Oncorhynchus keta (chum salmon), 630 nucleotides. RefSeq lists its product as uncharacterized. Bases 1 to 630 code for a protein of 209 amino acids. NCBI's taxonomy places the organism in Eukaryota, Metazoa, Chordata, Actinopteri, Salmoniformes, Salmonidae. The record is from RefSeq and is a predicted model, not a curated record. The transcript has 4 exons.
AUGGAUGUGGGUACAGAUGUGGGUACGGAUGUGGGUACAGAUGUGGGUACGGAUGUGGGUACAGAUGUGGGUACUGAUGUGGGUACAGAUGUGGGUACAGAUGUGGGUACGGAUGUGGGUACAGAUGUGGGUACAGAUGUGGGUACGGAUGUGGGUACAGAUGUGGGUACAGAUGUGGGUAUGGAUGUGGAUGUGGGUAUGGAUGUGGGUACGGAUGUGGGUACGGAUGUCGGUAUAGAUGUGAGUACGGAUGUGGGUAUAGAUGUAGGUAUAGAUGUGGGUAUGAAUGUGGGUACUGAUGUGGGUACGGAUGUGGGUACGGAUGUGGGUACGGAUGUGGGUACUGAUGUGGGUACAGAUGUGGGUACAGAUGUGGGUACGGAUGUGGGUACAGAUGUGGGUACAGAUGUGGGUAUGGAUGUGGGUACAGAUGUGGAUGUGGGUACAGAUGUGGGUAUGGAUGUGGGUACAGAUGUGGGUACGGAUGUGGGUACGGAUGUGGGUACGGAUGUCGGUAUAGAUGUGAGUACGGAUGUGGGUAUAGAUGUAGGUAUAGAUGUGGGUAUGAAUGUGGUUAGUCAGCUAGCUAAGGAGUGGACCCGCUCACGCCACACUGUCAAGACCAAGUAA